UGUUCUCAUUAGGGGACGAUCUAUGAUUUGACAGCCUCUCUGCUGCUGCUCCUGCUGCUGCUUCUGCUGCGGCUGUAUGGUCUGUCAUCAGUUGGAAAGGGCUGUGAGGGUUUAGCGGAACCGCAGUUCUGAAGACGGAGCAGUGCUAAGUGGUCUCCCAGUCAAACAAAGUAGAGGAGGUUUUCUGCAGGAUUGGAAACUCUCACUUAUUCAUUUGCCUGGAAAAGCAGGCAGCACUACAGAGGAAAAGGGGGAGAGAACCACUGCGAUAAAGGCAGGGCGCUGGGAAGAUGUGUUGAAAAGGGUUUCAGAGAAACCUCAAGCCACUAAAGAUGGAAAACGAGACAGUAAGUGAACUGAACCAAACACAGCUUCAGCCUCGGGCAGUGGUGACCCUAGAAUACCAAGUGGUCACCAUCUUACUCGUGCUCAUUAUUUGUGGUCUGGGCAUCGUGGGCAACAUCAUGGUAGUCCUGGUGGUCCUGAGAACCAAGCACAUGAGGACCCCUACAAACUGCUACCUGGUGAGUCUAGCAGUAGCUGAUCUCAUGGUCCUGGUGGCCGCAGGCCUCCCCAACAUAACGGACAGUAUCUACGGUUCCUGGGUCUAUGGCUAUGUGGGAUGCCUCUGCAUCACUUACCUCCAGUACUUGGGCAUUAAUGCCUCCUCUUGUUCAAUCACAGCCUUUACUGUUGAGAGGUACAUAGCAAUCUGUCACCCCAUCAAAGCCCAGUUUCUCUGCACAUUUUCCAGAGCCAAAAAGAUCAUCAUCUUUGUCUGGGCUUUCACAUCCAUUUACUGUAUGCUCUGGUUCUUCUUACUGGAUCUCAAUAUUAGCACCUAUAAAGAUGCUAUUGUGGUGUCCUGUGGCUACAAGAUCUCCAGGAAUUACUAUUCACCUAUUUACCUAAUGGACUUUGGUGUCUUUUAUGUUGUGCCAAUGAUCCUGGCCACGGUCCUCUAUGGAUUCAUAGCUAGGAUCCUCUUCUUGAAUCCCAUUCCUUCAGAUCCUAAAGAAAAUUCUAGAACAUGGAAAAAUGAUUCAACCCAUCAGAACAAGAAUUCAAAUUCAAAGACCUCUAAUAGAUAUUUCAACAGCACAGUAUCUUCAAGGAAGCAGGUCACCAAGAUGCUGGCCGUGGUUGUCAUUCUGUUUGCCCUUUUAUGGAUGCCCUACAGAACUCUUGUGGUUGUCAACUCGUUUCUCUCCAGCCCUUUCCAAGAAAAUUGGUUCUUGCUCUUUUGCAGAAUUUGCAUUUAUCUCAACAGUGCCAUCAACCCAGUGAUUUACAAUCUCAUGUCCCAGAAAUUCCGUGCAGCCUUCAGAAAGCUCUGCAACUGUAAGCAGAAGCCAGCAGAGAAACCAGCUAACUACAGUGUGGCCCUAAAUUACAGCGUCAUCAAGGAGUCAGAUCAUUUCAGCACAGAGCUUGAUGACAUCACUGUCACUGACACUUACUUGUCUGCCACGAAAGUGUCUUUUGAUGACACCUGUCUGGCUUCUGAAAUAACCUUUAGCCAAAGUUGAUUCAUAGAGUAGAAGAAAAUGUAUGACAAAGAAAAUGAGAAUCCUGUGUGGUUAUCACCCCAGGAGAGAAAAUAGCCAAUAUUCAUGUAAAGACAGAGCAGAUAAAGUCUUUGCCGAUGCUCUAACAAACCCUGGCCCAAGAUACCUUAACCCAAGAGAAUGAUUCACAUUUUCCUUCUCGUAUCAAAAAAUAUAUAUCAUAAAAAAUUGAGCAGAUCUGUGAAUGAUCCAAAUGGUAGAAACUCAAAGGGUAGCCCAGUCCAUUUAAUUUGAGAAAUUUACUGUAUUUUCCGGGGCUAUGAAGUUUAGUUAAAAUGUAGACAUCAAUUUGCCUUACUCAUAAUACUUUAUCAAGUGUAAUUUUUCA
This is a messenger RNA of Phacochoerus africanus (Common warthog), 1896 nucleotides long. It is a transcript of the gene TRHR, whose product is annotated as thyrotropin releasing hormone receptor. Gene Ontology annotation, molecular function: thyrotropin-releasing hormone receptor activity. Gene Ontology annotation, biological process: phospholipase C-activating G protein-coupled receptor signaling pathway. The record is from RefSeq and is a predicted model, not a curated record. Gene Ontology annotation, cellular component: membrane. The transcript is spliced from 3 exons. NCBI's taxonomy places the organism in Eukaryota, Metazoa, Chordata, Mammalia, Artiodactyla, Suidae. The coding region runs from base 333 to 1529 and encodes 398 amino acids.